GUGCUGUACCCCAACUUGGCUGAGCUGGAGAACUACAUGGGGCUCGCUCUCUCCAGUGAAGAGAUCCAGAAGAACCUGCUCACAGAAGGCAGCACAGCCCUGACCCCCGCCGGGCCCUCCCCGGGACAGUUGGUGGCCCCUCUGACUGGGAACAACGCGGGGCUGCGGCGGGCAGAGAUCAAGCCGGGUGUGCGGGAGAUCCACCUCUGCAAGGACGAGCGGGGGAAGACGGGGCUGCAGCUCAAGAACGUCGACCAGAUUCCUGUGCCGCCCUUCCAGCGCACAGUCACCGUGCACAAGGACAGCACCGGCCACGUCGGCGUGGUGGUCAAGAAGGGGAAAAUCGUCUCGCUGGCCAAGGACAGCUCUGCCGCCCGCAACGGGCUCCUCACCCACCACUGCAUCUGCGAGGUGAAUGGCCAGAAUGUCAUCGGCAUGAAGGAUAAGCAGCUCACGGAGGUGCUGGCAGGGGCCGGGAAUGUGGUCACAUUGACCAUCAUCCCCACUGUGAUCUACGAGCACAUGGUGAAACGGCUGUCAGCGGGGCUGGUGAAGUCAUCCAUGGACCACUCCAUCCCUGACCUCUGA
Molecule: messenger RNA, 588 nt
Organism: Chaetura pelagica (chimney swift)
Lineage: Eukaryota; Metazoa; Chordata; Aves; Apodiformes; Apodidae
Gene: SDCBP2
Product: syndecan binding protein (syntenin) 2
Exons: 6
Coding region: 37-588 (183 amino acids)
Cellular component (GO): cytoplasm; plasma membrane
Molecular function (GO): protein binding
Source: RefSeq, a predicted model, not a curated record